Lontra canadensis (Northern American river otter) is the source of this 2443-nucleotide messenger RNA. RefSeq names its product chromosome unknown C1orf116 homolog (gene CUNH1orf116). NCBI's taxonomy places the organism in Eukaryota, Metazoa, Chordata, Mammalia, Carnivora, Mustelidae. The transcript has 4 exons. The record is from RefSeq and is a predicted model, not a curated record. The coding region runs from base 115 to 2211 and encodes 698 amino acids.
GUUGCCCCGGCGGCGUUGGCCGACCUGCUGCCGGGACUAAAGCUGGCCCCACGACUGUGGGGCCUGCGGGCAGCUGGACCGACACGAUGUGGCGGCUCCGCUGCAAAGCCAAGGAUGGCACCCAUGUUUUGCAGGGGUUGUCUAGCCGGACCCGAGUGCGGGAACUCCAGAGUCAAAUUGCCGCCAUCACCGGGAUCGCCCCCGGCUGUCAGCGAAUCCUCGUCGGAUACCCGCCCGAAUGCCUGGACCUCAGCAACGAGGAUACCAUUCUUGGGGAUUUGCCCAUCCAGUCAGGCCAGCUUGGGACAUUCUCCACUUCCCUUCGCUUCCCCUCUGGGAGCCCCUUUCACCGCCCCCCGCACCUUGCUUCGGGCGAUGCCCCAGAGCGAGCUGUGGCCGGCGGGGCCUGGCUCAGAACCCGUGACCCGCGUCAGCAGCUGUGACAGCAUCAUGAGCACCACGUCCACCCGCUCUGGAUCUAGUGACAGCAGCUACGACUUCCUGUCCGCUGAAGAGAAAGAGUGUCUGCUCUUCCUGGAGGAGACCAUCGGCUCACUGGACACUGAGGCUGACAGCGGACUGUCUACUGAUGAGUCUGAGCAGGACACAGCUCCCCAAGGCCCCCGAGCUCUGCCCAUAAGCCAGCCUGCUCCCCAGGGAUAUCCAGGGGAGAAGAUCAUUCAGCAAGAACCAGAGCAAAAGAGAGGGACUCACCCCAGCUCAACCCAUCUUCCUGAGCUCCAAGACCUGGGCCUCAGGUCUGGGUCCUAUAGCCUUCCCAGAAAUAUCCACAUCAGCAUCAACCAGAACCUCAGGAAAAGCACCACUCAGACUCAUAGCCACAGCCCGGGGGAAGUGGAGGGCCUUGUCCCGGAGCCUGAGACAGAGCAGGUCAGCCAAAGCAGUGAGCCCAGCCAGGCUCUUGCCAGCCCCCAGCCGCCUGCCCCAGCCCUGGACACAGUGCCCAUCCCUCCACCAGAGGCUUUCCGGGAUACCCAGCCCGAGCCACAGCAGCUGCAGGAGCGAGGCCGCCUGCCCACAGGGCCCAGGCAGCAGACACACACGUCACUCAGCCCCCAGGAGAGCAAGGAGACUUCCUCAGAGGCCAUGUCCCAAAAAGCCAAUGAGGAAGGCUCAACAUGGGGCCCAGGACAGCCUAGGCCUCCUCCAGCCACUUCCACCUCGUCUCAGAAUAUGAGAGCUGAAGAUGCUCCUGUCCCAUCAUGGGGGGACCCCGGUGCCCACCUGGCCCCCCUCACAGCUUCUAAGCCCCGGAAACUGCCCCCCAAUAUCGUUCUGAAAAGCAGUCGCAGCAGUUUCCACAGCGAGCCCCAGAACUGGCUGGCCCGCCACGCCGAGGCCGGCCCUGGAGACCCGGGCCUGGCCCCGUCCUCACUGCAGGAGCAGAAGAAGGCACGCCGAGAAGCACUUGAGAAGCUGGGGCUACCCCAGGACCAGGACGAACCCAGCCCCCACUUAAGUAAACGCACCAGCUCCACCCGGCUCCAGGCCCCCCUUCCGACUCCAGCACCAGUUCGGCCUGCGGUUCCAGCUCAGGGCAGAGCCGCGGCACCUGCUGGAGGAAAGGCUCCAGCGCCAGCUCCGCCGCGGGGAACCGCCCCAGGGAAGGCUCCGACUCCCACUCCAGCUCAGGGGUCUCCUCCAGGCAGAGGUUGGAUUCGAGCCCAGGAACCCACUCCAGGGAAGGUUCCAGCGGCCAAAUCCGUGCCAAUUCCUAUCCCUAAGGCCCCGGGGGUAAGUAAGCCCCUGACUCAGCCAAAGUCAGACUCAGGGUUGACUCUGCAGGAGAGCAACAUCCCGGGCCUGAGACAGAUGAACUUCAAGUCCAACACUCUGGAGCGCUCGGGCGUGGGGCUGAGCAGCUACCUCUCGGCUGAGAAAGACCCCAGCCCCCAAACCAGCACCUCUCUGGGCAAAGGCUCCUUCUUGGACAAGAUGUCUCCUAAUGUCUGGCGUAACUCACGGCCCCGCCCUGCCUCCCUGGGCACGGGGAAGGACUUUGCAGGCAUCCAGGUGGGCAAGCUGGCCAAUCAGGAGCAGGAGCAGAGCAGCAGGCACCUGCCCUACCCAGGACAGAGCCCUGACAAGCUGCCUCGACCCCCCUACGUCAGUGUCAGGAUCUCCCCAAAAGGCAUCCCCAAUGAGCACAGAAGGGAAGCUCUGAAGAAGCUGGGACUGUUGAAGGAGUAGUCGCCGGCCACCCCACAGCCCCCGCCUCACCCCUGACAAACAGGAGGAGGUUCGGGGCCUUUCCCCCACAACAGCUCGGAGCUUGGGCACGAGCAGGCUUCCCUCCAGUGCGCUUCUCUCUCUGAGGCAAAGGGCAAGGAGAGAUGGGAUUCCAGACACACACAUACGUUUAUAUUCAGAGUGAUUGUGCCAAUGAGUGCCUGCCCAAAUCAUCCUGAAGAUGAUUUCCACA